AUGCAGGCAUAUAUGGAGGGAGGCCAGUUGAGUGCUUGCCUUCCUGGCUUCUUUGUGCCGGAUCACUACGCCGCCUUCCCUCUUCCUCUCCCGCUACAACUCCCUAGCCAACCAAACAACAAGCUUUUCCAGAUGCCGUUUGUAGUUGACCAGGAAGAGACCGAGAACCAUGGCGGGAUGCUCUCCUCCGACCAUUGUGGUGGACUAUACCCGCUGCCGGCACUGCCCUUCGUCAGCAGCUCCGGCGCCGCCACCGCAACAGCAUGCGGUGGGAAGCCUACGGCCGGUUUCAUGCCCAGUACUAUUGGCGCUGAGGAGGUCUGCACCUCGGUGACUACUAAAUUAGGUUGCAACGAGAGUAAUAGCACAUGGUGGAAGGGCUCAGCAGCUGCGACGAUAGCGGAGAGAGGGAAGAUGAAGGUGAGGAGGAAGAUGAGGGAACCGAGGUUUUGCUUCCAGACCAGAAGCGACGUGGAUGUACUGGAUGAUGGCUACAAGUGGAGGAAGUACGGGCAGAAGGUUGUCAAAAACAGCCUCCACCCAAGGAGCUAUUUCCGGUGCACUCACAGCAACUGCCGCGUGAAGAAACGGGUGGAGCGGCUGUCGACGGACUGCCGCAUGGUGAUGACCACGUACGAGGGCCGCCACACGCACUCUCCCUGCAGCGACGACGCCUCCUCCGGCGACCACACCGAUUGCUUCAGCUCCUUCUGA
Miscanthus lutarioriparius is the source of this 714-nucleotide messenger RNA. The record is from the annotation of a GenBank genome assembly. Lineage: Eukaryota; Viridiplantae; Streptophyta; Magnoliopsida; Poales; Poaceae.